Cyphomyrmex costatus is the source of this 426-nucleotide messenger RNA. RefSeq lists its product as uncharacterized. Lineage: Eukaryota; Metazoa; Arthropoda; Insecta; Hymenoptera; Formicidae. The record is from RefSeq and is a predicted model, not a curated record. The transcript is spliced from 3 exons. Bases 33 to 356 code for a protein of 107 amino acids.
CACUUUGCAAUUUCACAAGAGAAAAAAGCAGUAUGAAGACUAAAAUUUUCUUAUUUGGACUUGCGCUUGUUAUCGCAAUUAUCAUUCCGACUAAUGGAGGACCUAUUGCUGUUGCCGAAGCAAAUGCCGAGGCUAAUCCUGGAGCAGCUGCUGAAGCUAAUCCCGAAGCAACUGCCGAGGCUAAUCCCAAACCAAUUGCUAAGGCUUUUGCCGAAGCUAGUAAGUACAAGGAAGAGCUUAAAGAUGCAUGCACAAAUGUGUUAGUAAAAGUAGGGGAAUAUAUUUUGCACAGAUGUAGAGAUCAUGACUUUCCACAUGUUUUGAAAGGUCCAAGCAAGAAGGGAAAGAAAUCUUAGCAAUAUGGAAUUAUACUAAUCAGUAAUCAUGGAGUUUAAAAAUAUUGCUACACACACACACACACACACA